UGAGUCACUCUCAACCAUCAAAGUCCAGCCAGAGGCUCCAUUUUAGCUCGCCAUGAUGAGUGAGCAUGAGGCCCAGUGUGAUGAAAUUUUCUAUCGCCCAACUAUCACGAACCCCGAGCCACAGACCUCAAUAUCAUAGUUUCCGAAGAUAUUUGCUAACGCUUACACUUUCGGAAAACACCCUCUUCUAUUUUCCAAAGCGAGAUUUACAAAAAACCACCUACCCCUCCCCGAUAUUGAGAACACCACUUACAUCACAAACCUUUGGCUCUCAGGCUGCGCCCGCAAUGGAGACAAGGAUAGUGAAAGUCCCGAGCAAGGGCUCUCUAGGCCAGUUUCGACCUGGCGAUGGUCUCGCAAAAUUGAAUCACUGGGAAGUUCAAUGCGAAAAUAAACUCGCUCUUGAGGCUCUGCAAGAUGCUGCUCACCUGCUACGGACCAAGGACACGCCUGUCGCAUUCCCGACAGAGACUGUAUAUGGCCUUGGUGCAGAUGCUACUCGGACUCCCUCAGUUAAAGGAAUCUAUUCGGCAAAGGGACGACCUUCAGAUAACCCUCUCAUUUCACAUGUUUGCGACCUGGAAAUGCUGCGACAGUAUAUCGGCCACACUGAUGAAACUGAUCCUAUACCCCAACGAUACAGGGCUUUGAUAGAGCGUUUCUGGCCUGGACCUCUGACUAUUCUUCUACCUAACCCGGUACCGUCGAAACUAGCGCCUGAGGUGACUGCAGGUCUCAAGACCUUUGGCGUGCGAAUGCCAUCUUCAACCCUCGCCUUGUCUCUUAUCAAGCUAGCUGGUGUACCCCUGGCAGCACCAUCAGCCAACGCUUCCACCAAACCUUCACCCACAGCGGCACAACAUGUGAUGGACGACCUCAACGGAAAGAUCGAGCUCAUUUUGGACGGUGGACACUGUCAAGUAGGUGUGGAGAGCACUGUUGUGGAUGGACUAUGUGACCCCCCCGUCGUCCUUCGCCCAGGAGGUAUCGGAAUAGAUGAGCUACGAAGCUGCCCCGGUUGGGAGAAUGUAUCAAUAGCUUAUCAAGACAAGAGCGAAGAGGGAAAAGCUGCACCUCGGGCUCCAGGGAUGAAGUACAAGCACUACAGUCCAAAGGCUACAGUAGUGCUUUAUGAGUCGAGUUUCGGAGAAGGGGGCAAUGGAAUAGCUUCUCUCGACUUGAAGGCGGCCAAUGGGACAGUCAAUGGCCAUGCUAGCAACGGCGAGCGGAAGGGCAGGGUUAUUGGGGUUAUUCGCACCCAGCGAUGGAAGUCAGGGGCUGGUCUGCGAUGCGCCAGCUUUCAGCAUCUCACCGACGUACAAGGACCCGAUGAGGAUGACUCGCCAUUCCAAGUAUACGAGGGCGAUCUGUUGGAUGAAAAGGAGCAGCCAAUAGGAAAGAUCUUGGAUAUCGAUCUGGGCAGAGGCACUGAAGGAAUUGCGAGAGGUCUUUUUGCAGCGCUCCGGGAGUUUGAUCGACGAGGCGCAGACACCAUUUUUGUUGAUGGUAUAGAAGAUAGAAGCGAUAUCGCAGCGGCGGUCAUGAACCGGCUCCGUAAAGCGGCUUCAGAGACUAGAGCAUGAAUGAUCAUAUCAAUUAGAACACCAGCACACCUGUAUAAAAAAACCCUCUGUUUCUUGACCCUGUGUCAGCCAGA
Messenger RNA from Fusarium odoratissimum NRRL 54006, 1657 nucleotides. RefSeq names its product tRNA threonylcarbamoyladenosine biosynthesis protein. Gene Ontology annotation, biological process: regulation of translational fidelity. Bases 66 to 1583 code for a protein of 505 amino acids. Gene Ontology annotation, cellular component: cytoplasm. NCBI's taxonomy places the organism in Eukaryota, Fungi, Ascomycota, Sordariomycetes, Hypocreales, Nectriaceae. Gene Ontology annotation, molecular function: tRNA binding; double-stranded RNA binding; nucleotidyltransferase activity. The transcript has a single exon. The record is from RefSeq and is a predicted model, not a curated record.